Messenger RNA from Gastrolobium bilobum, 1324 nucleotides. RefSeq lists its product as uncharacterized. Gene Ontology annotation, molecular function: RNA binding. The transcript has 4 exons. Lineage: Eukaryota; Viridiplantae; Streptophyta; Magnoliopsida; Fabales; Fabaceae. Gene Ontology annotation, cellular component: chloroplast. The record is from RefSeq and is a predicted model, not a curated record. The coding region runs from base 8 to 919 and encodes 303 amino acids.
AACAGAAAUGGCUGUAACAGCAGCAGCACCAACAUGUCAUCUUCGGCAUUUUCUUCAUUCGAGACCAUCAUCACUAUCACUCUCUUAUUCUUCUUCUAUUUCUUUUCUCAAACCUCUAACUGUUUCUUCUCCCAUUGCUCUAUCUACGCGCCUUAGACAAAUCCAUGUUCCACCGCUUCGAAAAACCCUUUUUCCCUUUCUCUUCUCCAUCUCCACCUCCUCUUCCUCUUCCCUUACUGCUGUUGAAGCGGAAAAAUCCGCAGAAGACGAUGAUGCAAUGGAACAAUACGGUGAAGAAACAGAGGUUGCAGAAGAUGAAUUGGAAACUGAAAGAGGCGAUUUUGAAGAUACCCAAAUGGAUUCAACUUCGUCUCCGUUGGAGAGAAAUCGUGAGGAGAAAUUGAAGUUGGAGCUGCCGAGUCUCACUGUGAAAGAAAGGAAAGAGCUUGUGUCAUAUGCGCACAGUUUGGGAAAAAAGCUGAAGACCCAGUUGGUUGGAAAGUCUGGUGUUACCCCUAAUGUUGCAACCUCUUUCAUUGAGACCCUUGAAUCAAACGAGCUUCUCAAGAUUAAAAUACACCGGAGCUGUCCAGGUGAAUUAGAUGAUGUGGUGAAGCAGUUGGAAGAAGCAACUGGUUCGGUGGCUGUUGGUCAGAUUGGUCGAACUAUGAUUAUAUACAGGCCUAGUCUCACCAAAUUGAAGGCAGAAGAAAAGAAGAAGCAAGUUCGUGAACGUUUUCAUAAAAGAGUACUAAAAUCAAAACUGGCAAAGGCAAACAAGAGUACGGAACAAGCACCCAAAUUAUUUAGGAGAGGUUCAUCAUGGAAUCAUAUAAACAAGAGUAAAGAACAAGCACCCAAAUUUUCGCGGCGUGGUUCAUCAUGGAACGCGAGAAGCAGUAGGUCAAACACAACAUAAUUUUGUCGAGGUUUGUUCUGGUGCUCGGCCUAUACAUGCUUGAUGCUUUGCAUGGAGAGAAACCAAUGCUCAAGGUACUGGAUAUUUUAUUGGCAGGGGAAAACUCUGUUGAAGAUCAUUUUGGAUCAAGGAGCUCUUGUAUACGAUGACGGAAUGUGCUUCUGACCUCAGCUGGAGAACGUGACAUGUCUUGAGCUGUGUUUUGUUUGGUUUGUUGAAGGACCAAACAGUAGAUUCUAUUGCGAUUAAUAUUUAGCAUUUUGCAAUUAUUACUAAAUCUGAAAUCUUACUGAUUACAUUUUUUUUUGUCACUUUGAAUUUUGCCUGCUUCCAAUGUGCAAAAUAUCAGAAACCCUUAUUAACUAUGCUUGGUUCCAAGAACAAUCGUUUUUUGGCAACGAAGGA